Molecule: messenger RNA, 2319 nt
Organism: Sordaria macrospora k-hell
Lineage: Eukaryota; Fungi; Ascomycota; Sordariomycetes; Sordariales; Sordariaceae
Source: RefSeq, a predicted model, not a curated record
AUGGAAACACCAACAUCGGCCUCCUACUGGGUACAUCGCCUUGGCCGUCGUCUCUACAAUCGCAAGAGCCAGUUAUUAGACUGUUGCCGGUCCCGCCACUACGACACCAUCCAAGAAAAACAUCACCACCACCAUGCCUACCAUCGCGUGCCAUCACCACAAGCACAAGAUCUCCUUCGCGCCAAGACCAACGAACAUGGCCAGCUACAAUGCCGUGGUUGUGACGAGAUUACCUAUCUCCUACGCUGGGCAGAGGCGGAGAGGAGGAAGGAUCCAAACCACAAGUGCACCUCUCCAAAGCGCAUCAUCCACAACAGCUACAUCGAGCUCGACAUGUGCGCUAGGAUGUCCAACUGCGACGCUUGCCAGGUUGUCCGCCGUGCUCUCCUGUUAGACCAGAUCACAGGCCGAGAUGCUGAGCGUCUGCGAGACAUGGAUAAGCAGUGGCCAGUCCAGGUAGCUCUAGAUAUACGACCUGGGGGUGACAGUCUCCUGGUUACUAUUGAGAAACCAUCUGGAAUCCUCUUGUUCUUUGCGACGGUCGUCCUAAGUCAGAAGCCGUGCCUUGCUGUCGGUAAAAAGACCAAAGGGCCUUCGCCAGCCUCCAUGCUUCGGCCCAACUUUGAAGAGCUACGUCGAGUCGUCGCCAACUGCCACGACAACCACCAGUGCUCGUCUAGAUACCGUUGGAACAGCAGAAAUCCGUCGUGGCUUCUAGAAAUCCUAGACGAUGGCAAAGUCCGAGUGAUUCCGGGCCCCUCGCAUUUGGUUGACUAUGUCGUCCUCAGCUACUCUUGGGGAGAUCCUACCGCAAUGCCCGCGGAGGAGUGGGCCAGGAUCAAAGGUGCCGCUACCAAAACGAUCAAUGGCGUCCCAGUGGCGGAACGCACAACCCCAUUUUCUCGAUCCCAACUACCAGAAACGAUGCAGGAUGCAAUUGCCAUCACUCAGGAACUGGAAUACAAAUACAUCUGGAUUGACAGUGUUUGCAUCCCCAAAGGCACCGAUUGGGACACCGAGGCUUCCCUGAUGCACGAGGUCUACGGCAACGCCGCAUUUACCCUGCUGGCCUCUUCCAGCACAAAAGCAACCGAACCCAUGCUACACGACCGUCUCGCGUGGCUGCAAGAACCCAAGCCUUGCAAGCUGCGCAACCACUUCCUCUACAACACCCAGAAGCCCCUACACGAAGUCCGUCUCGACCCUCCAGCCUCGCAACGCGCCUGGACCCUCCAAGAAGAGCGUCUCUCGCCCAGAAUCCUCUACUGGACCGGUCAGCGCUGGUACUGGUCCUGCCCCGAGUACCAAGCCGUCGAAUCUUCGCCCCUUGACCUUCCUUCUCCUGUCUGUGUCGCAGAAGAGCAAUCAUGGAGUCCACCGCAGCGGUUCCUCCACGUCUGUCGAAUCGGCGACUUCCAGAGCAUCGACCAAGAAUGGCUCGAUAUCGUCGAAGCCUACACGCGGCGUGACCUCGCCCACUCUGCCGAUCGCUUCCUCGCCAUAUCGGGCCUUGCUGUCCGGUUUCUUGAAGCCAAGCUGGACGGAGGUGGUAAAACCCAUGUGAGCGAGGAAUACUUGGCGGGGUUGUGGAGGGAGGAUCUGGCGAGGCACUUGUCGUGGUCAGUUGCAAGCGCUGUUGAUCCAAAGGGGAGUCAUCAAGAAGUUGCACCGUCAUGGUCGUGGGCUUCAUUACCGUUGUGCGUGAACACAAAGAUGAGACAUGCUUUUAAGCAGUCCCCGCACUUCCAGUUCGUGGGCGUCCGACAGCCCAGCUCCGACUACACACUGAUAACCCCCAGCGCCCCUGUCAACCGGGAGGUCGUGACCAACCCUCGCCUUCGCAGUAAAUUAGCCGAGCAACACGGCCGCACAGUCAAGCAAAUCGAAGUCCGAGGCCGCUUCCGCCGCUUUAUUUCCGAAAACUCGCGCGAUGUACCAUGGGAAGAAAUUGAAUGGCAGCGCGGUGAUCGUGUUGGCUUCAACUUUGAGAAGUAUCCCGGCCAAGACCUCCAUUCAAGGAACUAUGAUGAUGGCCGCAUAGUCUCCAAGGACGCUCAUGGCGGCGAGAUUGUGGGGCAGUUGGACUACGUUUUUUCCACUGGCCGCUGCUUUGGGGAAAAGAAGAGUAAGAGUGUUGCUUUGGCAGACGGGGAAGAAACGGAGUUGAUGUGCCUUGAGCUUGGAGAGAUGGCAAUGUUGUUGCUUCGAAGAAAUCCGGGACCUGAAGAGACGUGGAGGAGAGUGGGGGUUUGUAUUGGGUAUGAACAGAGGAAAGGUUUCUUCUAUGGUUGUGAGAGCAGGACAGUUGUCUUGGCUUGA